CACACACCACUCUGCACAAAACCGUGAGCCUGAGAGCCAUUCAGACAGAGCACUGCAGCUAACCAUGGCGGAAGCAGUUGCUGGAUCGCUCGCGUCUGCUUUCGUCGACGUCGCCAAAGAUAAGCUGCGCUCCAUCCUCGCGGGACCGGCAAGUUUGCUGUGGAACUCUGGCAACGACAUGGAGGACAUGAACGAUGUUCUUGAGACCAUCUCAGCUGUGCUGGAGGAUGCCGAGAGCCGGUCAGUCAAGGAGAAACUGGUGCGGCUAUGGCUGAAGAGGCUCAAGGACGUCGCCCUGGACAUCUCUGACAUGCUCGAAGACUACCAAGACAUUAGGGACCAACCAACUGCUGCCAAGAUGCCAGUAAUUCUCUCAUAUCUCCCGGCGGCAUACAACAAGAUUGCCAUGGCUAAUACGAUGAAGACUUUGAGGGAAAGACUGAGGGAAAUUAGAAAUGAAAUUGAUAGCUUUAACUUUAUAAGGGGAAAGAGCACUACUAAGGACGAGCCUUAUGACGAACGAGAAACUACGUCAUAUUUGCCUCAAGAACCAGUAAUAGGAAGGGACAGAGAAAAGCAGGAAAUCAUAAAGCUGUUGUCUGCUAAUACCAACAACGAUGAGAUAGCCAUUGUUCCUAUCUAUGGCCUUGGAGGUAUGGGAAAGAGUACAUUGGCACAACUAGUUUACAAUGAUGCCCAAUUCAUGAAGUAUGACCAUCGUAUAUGGGUUUAUGUGUCCCAAGAUUUUAAUCUGAACAAAAUAGGAAGCUCUAUAAUUUCUCAACUGCAACCAGAAGGAGGUCAGCAAAAUAUGUGUAUACAGCAGGUAAUAAACCAAUGCCUUGAACGCCUACUUCAUGGCAAGAAGGUUCUGGUCGUUUUGGAUGACUUAUGGGAGGAAAAGAAGACUGAGUUGGAUAAACUGAGAAGGAUGCUUCACAUCAAAGGCAGUAAGGUAGAUAUCAUAAUAACCACACGCAAGGAAGAGAUUGCAAGGAAAGUUUCCACCAGUGAACCAUACAAGCUACGGCCUUUGGAAGAUGAUAUAUGCUGGGAAAUAAUUAAGAGAUCCAGUAGGUUUGGACUUAAAUCUAACCAAGAACAACUAGAGAAAAUAGGGUUGGAUAUUGCAAAGAAAUGUGGAGGUGUGGCAUUAGCAACUCAAGCAAUUGGAUUCAUGCUACGAUCCAUAGAUGAUCUGUCUGGAUGGACAAAAAUAAACAACAGUGAUAUCUGGAAUGGAUCUUAUGAAGACAACGAUGUGCUUCCGUCCUUGACAUUAAGUUAUGAAAGGAUGUCGCCACAGCUAAGGAUAUGCUUUUCCUAUUGUGCCAUAUUCCCAAAAGGUCAUAAUAUUAUUAAGGUUGAUUUGGUCGAACAGUGGAUUGCUCUAGAUUUUAUUACUGAGCGAUCAAAGGGAAAGGAAUAUAUUGAAAAACUUAUAGGAAUGUCCUUCCUUCAGGUUUCAAAGUUGCACUUGAAUUCUAAGGAGUAUGUGGUGUGCUACACCAUGCAUGACCUGGUGCAUGAUCUGGCAAGAUUGACAAUGUCUGAUGAGCUAAUAUUUUUUGAUGUUGCCCCUCCAAGAAACACAAGUGCCCACAAAAAUUGUCGCUAUUCAUGGCUCAGAAAAUGUGACCGGACAAUGAAGUUAGCAAAUAUGCCUUCAAAGAUAAGGGCACUUCGUUUCUCACAUAGUGGCGAACCACUUGAUAUCCCAAAUGGUGCAUUUUCAUUUGCAAAGUACCUGCGUACUUUGAAUUUUAGUGAAUGCUCUGGUAUAUUGUUGCCUGCCUCUAUUGGCAAACUGAAGCAGCUGAGGUGUCUUAUUGCUCCAAGAAUGCAAAAUGAGAGUCUCCCUGAGUGUAUCACCGAGCUCUCAAAACUGCAGUACCUAAAUAUAAAUGGAUCUUCUAAAAUUUCUGCACUGCCAGAAUCAAUUGGCAAGCUUGGAUGUCUGAAAUAUCUACACAUGUCCGGUUGUUCUAAUAUAUCAAAACUGCCUGAAUCAUUUGGUGACUUAAAAUGUAUGGUGAUCCUUGACAUGUCAGGUUGUACUGGGAUAACGGAACUGCCAGACUCUCUUGGUAAUCUCACGAAUUUGCAGCUUCUUCAGUUAUCUGGAUGCUCCAAUCUGAAAGCAAUACCUGAAUCGUUGUAUGGCCUCACUCAACUUCAAUAUUUGAAUUUAUCAUUUUGUCGUAAUCUUGAUCAGCUACCCAAAACUAUUGGCAUGCUUGGAUGUCUGAAAUAUCUAAGCUUGUCCAGUUGUUCUGGUAUGUCAAAACUGCCUGAAUCAUUUGGUGACUUAAAAUGUAUGGUUCAUCUUGACAUGCCAAAUUGUGCUGGGAUAAUGGAACUGCCAGACUCUCUUGGUAAUCUCAUGAAUUUGCAGUAUCUUCAGUUAUCUGGAUGCUCCAAUCUGAAAGCAAUACCUGAAUCGUUGUGUACCCUCACAAAACUCCAAUAUUUGAACUUAUCAUCUUGUUUUUUCCUUGAUCGGAUACCAGAAGCUAUUGGUAACCUCAUCGCUUUAAAGUAUUUAAACAUGUCAUCCUGUGACAAAAUCCGAGAACUGCCAGAGUCACUGAUGAAGCUCCAAAAUCUGUUGCAUCUAGAUUUGUCACGCUGUAGAGGCUUUCGGAAAGGGUCACUGGGAGCUCUGUGUGGCCUCACCACACUACAACACCUGGAUAUGUCACAGUUACGAAGUAUUGAUCUUGAAGAUUUAUCAGAUGUUUUGGAAAACCUCACCAAACUCAAGUACUUGAGAUUAAGCUUAAUCGACUCUUUACCAGAAAGUAUUGGUAACCUUACGAAUCUGGAGCACCUGGACCUCUCGGGUAAUUGUUUACCAUGUUUACCACAAAGUAUUGGCAACCUCAAACGAUUGCAUACACUGGAUCUUUCUUAUUGUUUUGGGCUUAAGUCCCUACCAGAGAGUAUAGGUGCUCUUGGGCUGAAGUAUUUAUGGCUGAACAUGUGCUCGCCUGAACUAAUCGAUCAUGCCAGUUCCCUAGUGCACUUUUCACAAACACUUCCAUUCUUCAGGGUUCGUGCUGAUGAUGUCAGUGGUUGCAGUAAUCUUCAUCUGCUCGAGCGUGUCGAUGCCAGUGAUUUAAGAAUACGUUCUCUUGAGAACGUAAGGUAUCUAGAAGAAGCAAAUAAAGUUAAGUUGUUGGACAAACAAAUUCUCUCGAAGUUAACAUUAACUUGGACAGUGGAUGCAGUUCGGCUUCUAGAGGACAAGGAUUUGUUGGAACAACUAAUGCCACCAAGAGGACUUAAUGACAUGCAUCUCGAAGGUUACAGCAGUACAAGCUUACCAGUCUGGUUCAUGGGCAUUUCUCAUCAUCUCACAAAUCUUACCUGUAUGUUCCUGGAGAAGCUGCCUAUGUGUUCCAACCUGCCACCACUUGGACAGUUGCCAAACCUAGAAAUUCUGAGUCUCUCUAAAUUAUCAAGCAUUAAAAAAAUAGACAGGGAAUUCUGUGGUGGCAAAGGAGCAUUCCGUCGACUGUCAAACUUCUUCAUUGAAAAAAUGGAAGGCUUGGAGGAGUGGAACACAACAUACUCUGUUGAGGAUGGUGUCGAAGAGUUCAUGUUCCCAGUCCUAGACAGUCUAACGAUACAAUAUUGUCCAAGGUUGAGGUUGAAGCCAUGCCCACCAACAUUUCAUGAGUGCAUUAUAUAUAGCAGCGACCAAGUUAUAUCUUCAAUCGAGGAGGUAGACAAAACCAGUCAUCACUGCUCUUCGUCUAGUCGUGCUAUCAAAUUGGAUUUGAUUGAAUCGGGCCACUCCUGCAAGAGCAUAAGGGUAUGUCAUCACUGUGCCCCUAGUCGAGCUGUCAAAUUGGAUUUGGAAAUAGGCUCCGAGAGCAUAAGGUUAUUUCACCACUUCCCUCUACUCCGAGAGCUGCGAAUCUCUGGAUAUGAACUGACGAGCGUGCCGGAAAGCAUGCGGCGCCUUGCUUCCCUUGAGAUGCUGGAGCUGGAAUGGUGCGACGGCAUAUCAGCUCUGCCUGAAUGGCUGGAUGAGCUCUCCUCUCUAAAAAGCCUUGUCAUCUCAGGAUGUAAGAGCAUCAAAUCGUUGCCUCCAUGUAUACAGCACCUCACCAAGCUUCAAAAGCUACAUAUUAGGAACAACCAGCAACUGAAGGAGUGGUGUGAAUCAGAAGAGAACAAGACAAAGCUCGCCCACAUAAACGUAAGUGAUUUCAAUGCUGAACUGCACUUUUAUCUAACUAGUCCAUCAAUCCGUGUCUUGCACGCCCUGAAUCUAAGAAGUAAAUAUUCAUAUUAG
This is a messenger RNA of Sorghum bicolor (sorghum), 4303 nucleotides long. Its product is annotated as putative disease resistance protein RGA1. The transcript is spliced from 3 exons. NCBI's taxonomy places the organism in Eukaryota, Viridiplantae, Streptophyta, Magnoliopsida, Poales, Poaceae. The record is from RefSeq and is a predicted model, not a curated record. Gene Ontology annotation, molecular function: protein binding; ADP binding. Bases 65 to 4303 code for a protein of 1412 amino acids. Gene Ontology annotation, biological process: defense response to fungus.